Hippocampus zosterae (dwarf seahorse) is the source of this 6283-nucleotide messenger RNA. It is a transcript of the gene myo3a, whose product is annotated as myosin IIIA. Gene Ontology annotation, biological process: protein phosphorylation. The record is from RefSeq and is a predicted model, not a curated record. Gene Ontology annotation, molecular function: protein binding; cytoskeletal motor activity; ATP binding. The coding region runs from base 1085 to 6265 and encodes 1726 amino acids. NCBI's taxonomy places the organism in Eukaryota, Metazoa, Chordata, Actinopteri, Syngnathiformes, Syngnathidae. Gene Ontology annotation, cellular component: myosin complex. The transcript is spliced from 38 exons.
AUAAACUUGUUCUGAAAACGAAUCUAAACUAAGUGAAUUGAAUAAAGAAAAGCCAAACAAAAAUAAAAAAUAAAUUCACUGAUAAAAAAAAAAAAACUGAAUUAUAACCCUGUAGCAUCGCCAAUCUUGUACAAAUAAGCACACAUUAAAUAGCUCCGAAUGGCUUGCAAGAAAAUUGGUAUCGGCCUGAAGGUGGUGAUCCACUCACCAAAAAAUGUCCUCAUCCUGCGAGUAGUUGUCGGAGCAGAUGUUGAGAUAUUUCAGGCAGGGCCAAAUUGACUCGCUGAAUGAUGGACACUCAAAUUAGCGUGAUGUGGCGCCUUUCCAGCAGGGGGGCGCAAUUAUCAUAAUGAGGCAGCAAAGUGUCAGCUUUCACAAAACGGGAUAUGGAAAUAAAUGUUUUUACGAUUGGAUUGUGUAAGUGCACCAGAAAUACUUUUUGCCAAACUCAUGCUGACAUUUACUAUUGUUGUUGUGUACGGGGACAGACUGCGACCUGGGUCCGGCGUGGGCUUGGACCCCAUCCGCGCCAAUCCCACGGCUCUUUAGGACCAUCCUGGGAAUCAUCUGUGAGGCGAUGGAGCAAGAAAUGAGUUUGCUGCCCGGAGGAUGUGACUGACCAGGCUCCCCCGCCCCCGUUUGUUGUGUGGAGGCGCCUCGAUGAGCACGUAAGGUGGGCUAAUGGAAUUCAGCAUCAAAGUUACGGUAAUUGUAAGCUUUCCAUCGGCGGCAACGAUACCUGGGACCUUCUCUGCCUCUUCUUCAGAAUUCUUCAAAUUUCCCCUAGACCUCAGUGCUGCCAAGGCACGUUGUGGCACAAUCAGGUACUACACAACUCUAAAUUGGGCCAACCCUGUGUACUGUAAAAGCCCAUAAAAGAAAAACAAAUUGCUUGAAAACCUACAGGGUGUGCGUGUGUGUGUGUCCGUGUGUGUCUGUCCGUGUGUGUGUGUGUGUGUGUGUGUUGAUUUAAGUGCAUUGUGUUUCAGUGCACAUAUGUGCAAAUCACUGCUCGUGUGUUUCAUGUGUUUCUUGUCUCUCCACUGCUCCCGCCGCCAGUCCUCAAAGGAGAUCCCUCCUCAAAAUGUUUCCACAAUCUGGGAAAUCGAUUGUCUUUGACAACUUUCCGGACCCCACUGACACUUGGGAAAUUAUCGAGACCAUCGGGAAAGGGACUUACGGCAAAGUGUACAAGGUGCUCAACAAGGUGGACGGAAGCAAAGCGGCGGUGAAGAUACUGGAUCCCAUUCAUGACAUCGACGAGGAAAUCGAGGCCGAGUACAACAUCCUCAAGGCUCUUUCCGACCACUGCAAUGUUGUCAAAUUCUAUGGGAUGUUUUACAAGAAGGACGUCAAAUGUGGGGAUCAGCUGUGGCUCGUAUUGGAGCUCUGCAACGGCGGCUCGGUGACAGAUUUGGCCAAAGGCAUGUUGAAGAGGGGGGAGCGCAUGGACGAAGGCAUUAUUGCCUUCAUCCUGCAUCAGGCCCUCAUGGGACUCCAGCACCUGCAUGUCAACCACACCAUCCACAGGGACGUGAAAGGCAACAACAUCCUGCUGACCACGCAUGGAGGCAUCAAACUGGUCGACUUUGGUGUUUCUGCCCAGCUGACCAACACUCGCCUGAGGAGGAAUACCUCCGUGGGAACGCCCUUCUGGAUGGCGCCGGAGGUGAUAGCGUGCGAGCAGCAGCUGGACUCCACCUACGACGCCCGCUGCGACGUUUGGUCCCUGGGCAUCACCGCCAUCGAGCUGGGCGAUGGAGAUCCGCCCCUCUCGGAGCUCCAUCCAAUGAGAGCGCUCUUUAAAAUACCCCGAAACCCUCCACCCACCCUUCAGCAGCCAGAGUUGUGGUCAUGCGACUUUAACGACUUCAUCUGCAAGUGUCUCAUCAAGGACUUCGAGCUGCGCCCGAACGUGGCGGACCUCCUCCAGCAUGUCUUCAUUAGACAGACUGUUGGCAAGGAGAAAAUGCUUCAGAAACAACUCAUUGAACUUAUCGAUCUCAACCAGCAAAUAGGGGUCAUUGAGAAGACCAGCCAUCACGGAAAAACCGACAGAAGCAGAGACAGUAAUGACAGGCGUGAACGCAUCCACACCAAAAAAGGAAGCAACAUGAAGACGGACCGAGAUGAGGGCGACGAUCUCGCCGCUUUGGAAGUUCUGGACGAGGAUUCUGUGAGCGAGCAGCUGCAGGAGCGCUACGGCAGGGAUCAGAUCUACACCUACGUGGGCGACAUCCUCAUCGCCGUCAACCCUUUCCACAAGAUGCACAUUUACGCUCCUCAGUACAGUAAAAUAUACGUGGGUGCAAAGCGGACGGCCAACCCGCCGCACAUCUUUGCCGUGGCCGACAUCGCCUACCAAUCCAUGGUGUCAUACAAUUCCGAUCAGUGCAUCGUGAUCAGCGGCGAGAGCGGAGCGGGGAAAACGGAAAGCGCUCACCUGCUCGUGCAGCAGCUCACCGUCUUGGGCAAGGCCAACAACCAGUCCCUCCAGGAGAAGAUCCUGCUGGUUAACAGCCUGGUGGAAGCUUUUGGAAACGCCUGCACGGCCAUCAACGACAACUCCAGUCGCUUCGGCAAGUACCUGGAAAUGAAGUUCACCGCUGGAGGCACGGUGGUGGGCGCCAAGAUAUCCGAGUAUCUCCUGGAGAAGUCCAGGGUGAUCCAUCAGGCUGUGGGGGAGAAGAACUUCCACAUCUUCUACUACAUCUACGCUGGCCUGGCCGACAGGAAGAAGCUGGCCCACUACAAGCUGUCUGAAAGCAAAACGCCAAAGUAUCUGUGUAACGAGCAUGUUAAACUGGGGCCCGACAUUGUGAGCAAUGCCCGCCUCAAGGAGCAGUUUGACGCCGUGGAGCAGUGUUUCAAAGUCAUCGGAUUUUCCCUGGAGGAGCUGGGCAGCGUGUACAGCACCCUGACGGCCAUCCUCAACGCGGGCGACAUCGAGUUCUCUGCAGUGUUUUCGGAGCACCAGACCGACAAGAGCAACAUCGCCAACAUGUCCAUCCUGGAAAACGUGGCAUCCUUGCUGUGCAUCCGCUCCGAUGAGCUCCAAGAAGCCUUGACCUCCCACUGCGUGGUGGCCCGGGGCGAGACCAUCGUGCGGCCCAACACGGUGGAGAAGGCGACAGAGGUGAGGGACGCCAUGAGCAAAGCUCUGUACGGCCGCCUCUUCAACUGGAUCGUCAAUCGCAUCAACUCGCUGCUCCGGCCCGACGGCCAACUCGGAGAGGACGACAAGGGCUUGAACAUCGGCAUCCUGGACAUUUUCGGCUUCGAGAACUUCAAGAGGAACUCCUUCGAGCAGCUCUGCAUCAACAUUGCUAAUGAGCAGAUUCAGUUUUAUUUCAACCAGCACAUCUUCGCCUGGGAGCAGGAUGAGUACCUGAAUGAGGACGUGGACGCUCGCAUGAUUGAGUACGAGGACAACCGGCCACUGCUGGACCUGUUCCUGCAGAAGCCAAUGGGCAUGCUGUCCCUCUUGGACGAGGAGAGUCGCUUCCCACAGGCCACCGAUCAGACGCUCGUCGAGAAAUUUCAAGAUAACCUGAAGACCAAAAGCUUUUGGAGGCCAAAGAGGAUCGACCUGGGAUUUGGUAUUAAUCACUACGCUGGAAAGGUGAUCUACAACGCCGCGGGAUUCCUGUCCAAAAAUCGAGACAUGUUGUCGGCGGACAUCGUCCUUCUGCUGAGGUCCUCGGAGAAUGAGCUUGUUCGUAAACUUGUCACCCAUCCCCUCACCAAAACAGGCAACCUUGCCCACACGAAAGGCAAAGCCAUCAACACGCUCCUCACCCCCCGCACCCCCACUCGCACCCUCACCUUCGCCAAGAUGGGAGUGCUUACCUUGUACAGUUCCUUUGCUUUCAUCGAGCCGUUUGACACAGACACACCCUACCAUCCUCGAGAAACCACCAACAUGAGAACCCAGACGGUGGCGUCCUACUUCCGAUACUCCCUAAUGGAUCUGCUGUCCAAAAUGGUGGCGGGGCAGCCCCACUUUGUGCGCUGCAUCAAACCCAACAAUGACAGGCAACCCAACAAGUUUGACCGGGAGAAGGUUCUGGUCCAGCUGCGCUACACGGGAAUCCUGGAGACGGCCAAGAUCCGGCGGCAGGGCUAUUCUCAUCGCGUCCCCUUUGCUAAUUUCCUCAAGAGGUAUCACAUUGUGGCGUUCCAUGCUGACGAGGAGCCCGCGGUGACUCCGGAGACAUGCGCGACCAUUCUGGAAAAAGCCGAGCUGGAGAACUGGGCCAUGGGCAAGACAAAGGUUUUCCUCAAGUACUACCACGUGGAGCAUCUGAAUCUGAUGGUGCAGCAGGCCACGCAGCGCAUCGUGCUGCUCCAAGCCUCCGUGCGAGGCUGGCUAGGCUCCAGACGCUACCGCAGGCUGCUGAAGGAGCGACAGCGCGGCGCUCUGGUGCUGCAGGCCGCUUACAGAGGCUAUCAAGUGCGGAAGAGGAUCUCCGACGACAAGAAGAAGCUGGAAGCCUUUGUCGUCCGGUUUCAAACUGUCUGCAGGGGGUAUCUUGCCAAGAAGAAGUUCAAGGAAUUGGUGGAGGAGAAGCAUAGAGCGGCAAGCAAGAUUCAGGCGCACUACAGAGGCCACAGGGAGAGGAAGAAUUUCAAAAGGAAACGAGAAGCCUUGGAGAAGGUGAAAGGAGAGAACGCUCCGAACGCCGAUCAGGAGAAGCCGACUGAACCGGACCAGAGCAUCGCCGAGGACAUUUGUCCACCUUCAAGUGCCGAAACCCGAACUGAAGACGAGGAAGCCAAGGCUGCCGUGGUCCUGCAGACCAACUUCCGAGGCUACAAGGAGAGGAAGAAGUUUAAGGAGAGAAAGAAGACCAUGGCCGGAUCCGAGCUGCAGCUGCCACCCGUGUCACUGCCGGAAGCUGAAUGUGGCCAAGAAGAAGCGCGAGGUGCCAAGAGCCCCGAGGAGGAGGACGAAGAUACAUAUGAAGCGGAGGAGAACGGAGACAGCGAUCACACGCAGGUGCCGGACGAUGAAGACAACAUCGAAGUGGCGGAUGAGCUGGUGGUUGGAUCCGGGGAAGAAGCCCCGCCCGAAGAGAACAGAGACUCCUCGAUCCCGCAGGAGGAGUCCGAAGCUGCCACGGUUCUCCAGAGUAAUUUCAGCAGCCACGAGGAGAGGAAGGGGCUUCAGGAGGAAGCCAAGAGCAACCUAAAGAACCGCUAUGAGCAGGAAACUUCCGACGAACAUGCCGUGGAGCAGGACAGCGCAGACCCGGAAGAGACCAAGGCUGCCACGGUCCUUCAGAGUAACUUCAGGGUCCACCAAGAACGCAAACGACUUGAAAAGGAAGGGAAGACCACCGAGAGUAGGACAGAAGAGCUCAUAGUGGUGCCAGAAUCCUUUGAGAACCUUGUGGUCCUGGAUGGAGAAGAGGCGACCGAGAAACCUUUAUCCCCCGACGAUGUGGAGCUCGAAUUAACCCUGGAUGCUCUGGAUGCCUCUGAUGUUCUGUUGGAAUGUGACGCUGAGAAAUGGCGGGAGGAAGAGGCCGCGUUAAGGAUCCAAAGUCACUUCCGAGGCCAUAAGCAGCGCAAGAAGACGAAGGCCAGCAAGCAGGUGGCACAGGAGGAAGCCCAGCAGCUGGAGACCUUCUCCAAACAGAUCGCAAAGACUUCUCACAAAUUUGUGGCCCUGCAGCAGAAAUUGACGGACAUUAUCCAGGCCCAUCAAUCAAACCCGGAGAGGAACGGCAUGUUUGUCAAGGAGAAACCAAUCAAUGGCUUUGCUUCCCCGAUGCACAAAUCACCCGACAAGAGACUGUCGCGGCCCCCCCGCCGGACCCUGCAGCCAAAAACCCUCAACACUCCCGAGGACUCCACCUACUACACGUUGAUCCACCGCUCCGUCCAGGAUGACAAACGCAAGCCGAGGAAAGAGGAUCCGGGUAAGCUUGUGGAUGUGGACCAGCACUACUACCAGGCUUUGCCCACCAGCAAGUCUAUGCCGGCCAUUGCUUCCGAAGAAAUGUCGUCCGAAAGCAGUCUCCAGCGCAUGGUUUCCGAGGACCAGAGACACCCCGUGGAGACCAAGCCAGAACCUGCCGAGACCAGACAGCCAGAAGAAUCCAAGCCAGAGGCCAAACCUGCCAAAAACAAAAGUCGCUCCGUGGCCAGAAUGCUGUCUGCCAGCAGUCGCACCGACGACAACCCCUAUGACUUCAGGCACCUGCUGAGGAAGACCUCGCAGAGACGAAGACUCAUCAGACAGUACCGAGCAAAGGACUGAACUUUUUUUUUUUUUUUU